GAACGAUGUCCAUUUUGUGAAAGCCGGUCAGCCGACUAAACCUUCGUCCCCGUGUCAAGGAAGAUUAAAAGAAAAACAGAUUUUCGGCAGACCUCGUCGAUCGCUAGCCAGUUAUCAUCCGAAAGCAAAGUCAAUCUUAUCGUAUGUCCGCUAUCCAGAACCUCCAAACUUUCGACCCAUUUGCUGAUGCAACUAAGGGUAAUGACAGACUCCCAUCUGGGACUGACGACUACAUCCACAUAAGAAUCCAGCAGCGUAACGGCAGGAAGACUCUGACCACGGUCCAGGGCAUAGCCAUCGACUAUGAUAAGAAGAAGCUAGUCAAGGCCUUUAAGAAGAAAUUUGCCUGCAAUGGGACAGUGAUUGAGCACCCAGAGUAUGGGGAAGUGAUUCAGCUGCAAGGUGACCAGCGCAAGAAUAUCUGCACGUUUCUGAUUGAGAUUGGCCUGGCGAAAGAGGAGCAGCUCAAGGUCCACGGAUUCUAGAAGCUCUCAGCAGCCUCAUCUCCCCUUGUCCUGAUACACUACAUUGCCAAAAUUAUGUGGACACUCCUUCAAAUUAGUGGAUUCGGCUAUUUCGGCCACACCCAUUGCUGACCGGUGUAUAAAAUAGAGUAUACGCCAUCCAAUCUCCAUAGACAAACAUUGGCAGUAGAAUGGUCCGUACUGAAGAGCUCAGUGACUUUCAACGUGGCACCGUCAUAGGAUGCCACCUUUCCAACAAGUCAGUUCGUCAAAUUUCUGCCUUG
Oncorhynchus gorbuscha (pink salmon) is the source of this 748-nucleotide messenger RNA. Its product is annotated as eukaryotic translation initiation factor 1. Gene Ontology annotation, biological process: translational initiation. The transcript is spliced from 4 exons. Gene Ontology annotation, cellular component: eukaryotic 43S preinitiation complex. The record is from RefSeq and is a predicted model, not a curated record. NCBI's taxonomy places the organism in Eukaryota, Metazoa, Chordata, Actinopteri, Salmoniformes, Salmonidae. Gene Ontology annotation, molecular function: translation initiation factor activity; RNA binding; ribosomal small subunit binding. The coding region runs from base 144 to 485 and encodes 113 amino acids.